AUGGAGGAUCGCACGCCCCCCGAAGGCAGGCCCAAGCCAUCGCCAGGCACCUCUCGUCGAAGCAGCCCUCAUGCCACCGCUCGCAGUCGCACCGGCAGCGACACGCCAGCACAGAGCGCGUCAGGCCCAGAGUCGGCGCGCAGACGACCACAAGCUGCUAUGCAGCCGUCUGGCUAUGGUUCCAUUACUCAAGGUAUCGAGCGCCGUCAGCAACAGCAACAGCAGCAGCAGCAGCAGCAAUCCAUGGCGAACCCGACCCCGUCAGAGAGCUCGGCCAAGGCGAAGAAGCCUCCCAUGACCCGCCGUGCAACAUCGUCCAAAUUCCCCCAAAAGGGUCAGGAGUUCAGUGUGGACGAUGCGGAAGAGGAGGUCGAGCUCGACCAAGCCCAGCAGGACCAGCAGAAGAAACCACGACCGAAUCUGCGCACCAAACCCUCGACAGUUCGGCGCAGACCUGCUGUCCCGCCCGCCACCCUCACCACCAUAGACUCCAACGAGGACGACGUCGUCCAGGAGAAUGCAGGACCACCAAGCGCCCCGGAUGUUGACGCGACGCCUGGCUCAUCUAGCGAAGAGACGGUGCAAGCUGAAGACGACAGUGGAGGCGGCGACGACGACGAUGAUCUGAGCGACGCCGAGAGCUUCACACUACGUGAUCGUCAGGACGCCAUCAACGUCACACAUCCCUUUGGUAUCAGAAUCUGGAAGCCCGCCCUCUACAAAAAGGGUCGCUCCGUCCAGCGCAACGCGGAAGAAGACAUCCACUCGUCCCCGGGUCUCUACGUCAGCAAAUGGCUCCUUCUCUUCAACAUCGCUUGGACCCUCAUCUUUGGUUGGUGGCUGGCGGCUGUCGCGGCUGCUGGAGGUCUGCUUUGCGCCCUCCUAAUCUUCAGCGAGAGCUGCAAGGAGUACUCGCACCUCCUUUUCCACCUCGCCGGAUAUCUGUUCUAUCCCUUUGGUAAGUACGUGAAACUCUUGCAGGAUGAGGCCUACAUAGAAGAAGACGAGGGCGAGGGUCGCAGCAUCAGCGAGUACGAGCAGUGGCAGAGCGGCGACAUCGAGGAGGGUCGCCUCUUCUUCGGCCCCACCACUGGCACCAGCUCCCUCGUUGGUCGUAGGCGCAACAGCGUCGAUUCUACUGGCGACGAGACGACAAGCCUACUCGGCAGAGAUGGGCGCGCCAACUUGAACCACGCCGACACCGCAAACACCAAAAGAAGACUCUUUGGUCGCGGCAAGUGGAACCUUGGUCGUGUUGUCUUCUUCAUCUUCUUCUACGGCAUCCUCAUGCCCUCGCUGUUCUUUGUCUCGACCCUUUGCUGGUUCUUGGUCUUUACAAUUCCCAUGGGUAAGACUACACUACUGCUGUUAGACCAUCUACGCCGUCAUCCCUUGGCACUCUCUUUCCAUUCUGACAAUGGCAACGUGCGUCGCCCCGGGGAGUCGUCUUCCAUACUUCUCUGUACCUACCGCGCAGUCGGUAUCAAAUAUUGGAAGUAUACUAUUGACGGAACCAACAUCUUCCUCAUUAACCUGCUCGGCCUCGUGGCCUUUACAAUCUUCGACUACUUUGUUUUGGCAGAGGCCAUGGAGCUCAAGAUCUGGUUGACGGAUCAGUUCCUGCUCUUCACACUUGCCCUAUUGUCCAUCAUCCCGCUGGCAUACUUCAUCGGCCAAGCCGUUGCUUCCAUCUCUGCCCAGUCAUCCAUGGGCGUUGGCGCAACCAUCAAUGCCUUCUUCUCCACCGUAGUCGAAGUGUUCCUCUACUGUGUAGCCCUCAAACAGGGCAAGGCACAGCUUGUCGAAGGAAGCAUCAUCGGAAGUAUCUUUGCGGGUAUUCUGUUUCUGCCAGGCUUGUCCAUGUGCUUUGGUGCUUUGAAGCGUAAGACUCAACGUUUCAAUGUACGUUCGGCCGGUGUCACGUCAACCAUGCUUCUUUUCGCCGUCAUUGGCGCCUUUGGCCCCACCCUGUUCUACCAGAUCUAUGGCAGCCAUGAACUAAACUGCCGCCAAUGCGUCUCCUCUCAUAGCGGUGCCCCGGAAAGGGACUGCCGCAGAUGCUACUACUCGCAAACCCCCGCACUGAACGACCGUUUUUACAACGAAGCAGUCAAGCCCUACACUUGGUUCGCGGCUGCGUUGCUCUUCUUCUCCUACAUCAUCGGUCUUUUGUUUACUCUCCGAACCCAUGCCGCGACCAUUUGGACUGAGCCGGACGCUCAAGAGAAGAAGCUUCUGGAGAUGAGCGCAAGCAGUCUCAGCCAAAGCGGCCAUCUUGAAUACCCUCCUCACUCCCUCCUGUACAGACGCAUGGUCAACCAAACCUUGCAUGAAGUCGGUCUUUCUACUGAGCAUCACACAUCGGACGAUAGAUCACAAGGCUCAAAGACUGACAACCAUACGGUUCACAUGGUACCGCCCAAAGACAGCGACGCACACUCACAUCACUCCUUCCAUGUCGAAGGCCUAACCGACGAUGCUGCGCAGUCUCUAGCACGCCAAAUUACGGAAAUCGCCGCAACCACGACGGCUCUGGCUACACGCGACGUUACUCGGGCUCCCCGCAAAGCUGCUCAGCUUGCUCAUGCAUCGACCAAAGAUCGUCCCGUCCAGACACGAACAAACACCGAGGUUCCACCCGAGGAGGUCGACACGGCACCCGGACAUACUUCUGGGGGACACGAUGCACCCAACUGGAGCCGACAAAAGAGUGCAGCCAUCUUGUUAACAGCCACUCUGGCCUAUGCAGUCAUCGCCGAGAUUCUCGUCAACACCGUCGACGCCGUUCUCGAGGGUUCCGACAUUGACGAGAAGUUCCUGGGUAUCACUUUAUUCGCCCUCGUCCCCAACACGACGGAAUUCCUCAACGCCAUCUCCUUCGCCAUGAACGGCAACAUUGCACUCUCCAUGGAAAUCGGUUCUGCCUACGCGCUGCAAGUCUGUCUCCUGCAGAUCCCCGCCCUCGUCUUCUACUCCGCCAUCCACACGGGCUAUAUCCCCGCCCGCGAAGUCGCAAACCAAACUUUUACCCUCAUUUUCCCCCAGUGGGAUAUGAUCACCGUUAUCCUCUGCGUUUUUCUCCUCUCGUACAUGUACGGUGAGGGGAAGAGUAACUACUUUAAAGGAUCUAUCCUUAUCCUUUCGUACCUGGUGGUUAUUGCUGGAUUCUACCUCUCUGGCUUCACCGACUUUGAGAGAAUGGGUGUGGAUCCGGCGGAUACGUUGGCGCUUGGUGAACAGGUGCAAUCCAUGACUUUUAAGACAAAGGGUAGGAGUGGGGUUGCUUACUGAGAAGAAGAAGAUGAAAAUUGGAAUGUGUGAGUGGAGUGGAGUGAGUGGAAUGUGUUUUAAAAAAAGACGGAAUUGUAUAUGCGUGUGGGUGUGUGGGUGAAAAAUAUGUUUUGUGUGUGGCGUGGGAUGGAGGCGUUUUUUUUGGCGUGCUUUGUGCGCAGCGCAGCGCAGGCGUUUGCUGUUUUUCUCGGAGUACAGGUGUGCCGCUCUUAUUAUAUCAAUUGCGAUGGCGAUUGGUGAGAAUACGUACAUGUGAUAUUUUUUGUAAUGAUUCAAUCGUGAAAA
This is a messenger RNA of Pyrenophora tritici-repentis Pt-1C-BFP, 3576 nucleotides long. The record is from RefSeq and is a predicted model, not a curated record. NCBI's taxonomy places the organism in Eukaryota, Fungi, Ascomycota, Dothideomycetes, Pleosporales, Pleosporaceae.